AUGCAGCAGAUCAGUUAUGGUUCCUCAGUUUCACUGCUAAGUGACAAGGUGCAGUUUCCAUCCUUUCUUCGUACAUUCCCAAGUGACCAGUUUCUUGUAUAUGGCCUCACUCGAUUUGCAUUACAUGUUCAUUGGAACUGGAUUGGGAUUCUGUCAGAAGGAACUGAUUUUGGUGAAAUUGGAGGCAAACUCCUAAAAGAAGACUUAUUUAAAAAUGGCAUUUGUACUGCCUUCUUUGAAAUUAUUCCCAUAGUGUACUCCAAAGAGAAAAUUCAGUAUAUCACUAAAGUAAUCCAACUUUCCUCUGCAAAGGUUAUUAUGGCAAUUGCACAUGAAUCCAACAUAUAUCCAUUGAUAAAAGAAGUGGCAAAUCAAAACCUUCCUGAAAAGCUUUGGCUUACUUCUGACUCCUUGUCUCUGUCUGCAACAUUUUCCAGUAACACAUUUUUAAAAAUACUAAAUGGUUCUAUUAUGUUUGUGCCACGUACAGCCAAGAUGGCUGGAUUUCAACAAUUCCUAUAUAGUCUCCACCCCUUCACAUACCCAAAUGACAUUCAUAUCAAAAUCUUCUGGGAGGAAGUGUUUGGCUGCAAAUGGCCCAAUACCGACAGUGAUAAUGUAACAGAAUCCAGAAUUUGCACUGGUAGUGAAAAUUUACUGAAAGUUAAUGCUCAGUUACUUGACAUAUCAACUUCUGGCCAACCAUAUACUGUUUAUAAUGCUAUCUACGCAGUCGCUCAUGGACUGAAGGAUUUGAGUUUGUGUAUAACUGGCAAAGGCCCAUUUGAAAAUGGAACAUGUGCAAAUGUAAACAAUUUUAAACCAUGGCAGUUACUCCAUUAUCUCAGAAAUGUGAGGUUCAUGAACAAAGCUGGAGAAGAGAUAUUUUUUGAUGUUAAUGGAGAUCCACCUGCAGUGUACGACCUCAUAGCUUGGUACCUGAAUGUCCCUGUUUCCAUCUGUACUGAAAGCUGUGGUCUUGGACAUCAUAAAGUAUUGCAGAACGGGCAACCACCAUGUUGUUUUGACUGUAUUCCUUGCUCACAGGGUGAAAUUGCCAAUAUUACUGGUGCCCAUGACUGUAUUAAGUGCCCAGAUGAUUCAUGGAGUAAUAAAGGACAGGAUGAGUGUAUAAAGAAAUUCAUCGAGUUCCUCUCUUAUCAGGACUUCCUUGGAGCAAUACUGACUACCAUCACUAGCAUCACUGCACUGCUUCCUGCUUCAGUAUUAAUUAUUUUUGUUAAAUACCGUCACACUCCUAUUGUAAAAGCAAACAAUCGAGAACUGAGUUAUAUUCUUCUCAUAGCUCUUGUCUUGUGUAGUCUUUGUUCUCUGAUUUUUAUUGGAAAACCCACUGUAUUAAUGUGUAUGCUCCGUCAGACUGUCUUUGGUAUAAUGUUUGCUCUUUGUGUCUCUUGCGUAUUGGCUAAAACCAUCACAGUAGUCAUAGCCUUCAAGGCCACUAAUCCAAACAGUAAGUUAAGAAAAUGGAUGGGGCCUGUACUUCCUGGUUGCAUCAUCUGUUUCUGUACAAUAGUUCAAAUCACUCUGUGUGUGGUGUGGCUGUCAACUACACCUCCUUUUCCAGAAAAAAACAUGAAAUUCAAACUAGAUACAAUAAUAAUAGAAUGUAAUGAUGGGUCCAGUAAUGCUUUGUGGUGGCUCUUGGGUUACAUGGGCCUCUUAGCCAGUAUAAGUCUUGUGGUAGCUUUCUUAGCCAGGACACUGCCGGACAGUUUCAAUGAAGCCAAGUUUAUCACAUUCAGCAUGUUGGUGUUUGUCAGUGUCUGGCUGUCCUUCAUCCCUGCUUACCUGAGUACCAGGGGAAAGUAUAUGGUUGCUGUGGAGAUAUUUGCCAUUUUAUCUUCUAGCAGUGGUUUAAUUAUAUGUAUAUUUAUUCCAAAAUGUUAUAUUAUAUUAGUCAGGUCUGAAAUGAAUACCAGGGAGUAUUUAAUAAGAAAGGAAACCUUUAUUGGUAAAAUGUAA
Molecule: messenger RNA, 1986 nt
Organism: Protopterus annectens (West African lungfish)
Lineage: Eukaryota; Metazoa; Chordata; Ceratodontiformes; Protopteridae
Product: extracellular calcium-sensing receptor-like
Exons: 5
Coding region: 1-1986 (661 amino acids)
Biological process (GO): G protein-coupled receptor signaling pathway
Cellular component (GO): membrane
Molecular function (GO): G protein-coupled receptor activity
Source: RefSeq, a predicted model, not a curated record